AUGCUGAAUUCAAAACAACGACACAAUGAGCCGCAAACGUUUGUCAAUACUUCGAACAGGGAUGCUAUGGCUAAUCUUGUCGAUCUCGAAGAGAUUGUACUUAAUUGGGCCAAGUUAAUAUUCGAUACGACAAAAACGAAAGCUGAAGCAAAAAUCAAGAAGAAGUAUUUAUCGGUUAGUCAGCAAAUAAUAUUUAAAUUAUGCUUCUACUUAUGAUC
Strongylus vulgaris is the source of this 218-nucleotide messenger RNA. NCBI's taxonomy places the organism in Eukaryota, Metazoa, Nematoda, Chromadorea, Rhabditida, Strongylidae. The record is from the annotation of a GenBank genome assembly.